UGCAAUUCACUUCAAGUCCUAAGCAAUAUGGAUACUCCGGUAAUAAGAAUUGCAAUAUUGAUAGUCAAUGUUCUGUUAUCAAACAUGGCUUCCGCUGAGGAACCGAAAUGUUAUUCAAGGUUCGAUUACGAUGAGAAAAUGAUUGAGAAAAUGAUCAGAGCUGAAAUUAAACUGGAAGAGUUUGCUAAAAGAAUGGAUUUGAAUGAUGCAACGUUGGGUGAUAUAAGAACUGAUUUUCGAAAUGAGAUUCAAUCGACGAAAGAGGAUAUCUCGAUGAAUUUAAAUGACUUUAUUGAGAAAUAUGUUGCAAAUACAACAGACGGCGGGUGGUCGGAUUGGACUUCCUGGAAUAGAUGUCCAGUUACGUGUGGCAUUUCUAUGGUUACGAGAUCGAGAUCAUGUGACAACCCUACUCCUAGAAUGUUCGGUAGACAGUGUGUGGGAAACGACCAGGAAUGGAAAACUUGUGAAGUUCAAAAAUGUCCAGGUCACACUGAGAAGAUAGCGUUUUAUGCUACGAUUACGGCCGACAUAUUUCCAACGAAAGCUAACAUCCCAUUGAAGUUUACCCAUGUGGUAACCAACGUCGGCGGUGGGUACGAGCCAACAACCGGAUACUUUACAGCCCCAACCGACGGCCUAUUUGUAUUUUCCCUGACUGUCAGACAAUACGGAUAUUCAUCGUAUGGGUAUGAAGGACAGUUUAGCAUCAAGAAAGGAGAUACCGUUGUAAUGAAAGUCUAUCCCGAUAUGCAUAGUAAGAAUAAUGAGUACGACACUGCUUCAGGAACAGCCGUGCUGGAAUUAAGUAAGGAGGACACCGUAUAUGUAGUUGCAGAUGAUAGUGGUAAAGCAAUUAUAGGCAUUGAAGAGUUUAGUUCAUAUUUCUCUGGGUAUCGGAUUUGGUAAAAAACGUAUGGCAGAAAGCUCAACGAUCUUUUCAUGAAACAAAUUGAUGUUACUAAGACAAUUAUGAUGAUCUGAGAUUAUUUGUCGCAAAAAUGUUUUUGAAGGCAAAAAGCAAACCUAGACGACCUUUUUUCCUUCGAAAAGGUAUUAGAAAGAGGAAAAGGAAAACAAAAAAAACUACGAUAGUUUAAAUCAAUGACAAACAUGUCAUUAAGUUAUCGCUUUGACGAAAAGGGUCAGCAUACACAAAACAGAUAAAUGCGUCUUUACUCAGUUUACAAGUCAUACACUUUUCAAUUGUUCCAACGAUGUUUAACAAUGGAUUUAUACAUUGUACAAACGCGAAAGACUACAUUUAAAAUGAAGAUUUAGUCAACAUCCAAAACAUUAAGUAUAUUCUUAUAAAACAUUAAACUAGAUAAACAACCGCAUUAGGCAUCAUACUGAUUUCAAAUGGGAAGCCGCCUUGUAAUUCGCAAUAAAAUUACAUUAUAGGGACAUUUUCUGUUUAUUCGAAAUAUUUGUAAUAUUUCUAUGUAUGAUACAAAUUACUUACAUACAGUAUGCUCUGUAUCAAAAACAAGCCCAAUGGCUUUAUAAAGAAAACGCGUAAAGGCUGUACACGCGACAUGCCAAAUUUUAAUUUUCUUUAAAAUUCUGAUCACUAGCAGUACAAAUCGAAUCCCCACUUAAGUUUGAGUGGCCCCAAAGAGUAACCGAUAAAUGCUUGUCAUUAUCUAACAAUGUAAAAAUGUAAAUGUAAACCCAAUAUAAGUACAGGAGGUUUUGACAAUUUUUGGUAGGUAAUAAAAUGCAGGUUUUUUCUGUCAACACAUUUCAAUUUUCUACGUAAUUAUCUAUAAUAAUCUAUUUCCCGCGGUUCAUCGCCAAUAUUUAUUUAAAAGCUUGUGCUUUCAAAUUCAUAUUUGCGUUGCAAUAUUAUGAACGUAUUUUAAUAAAGUGGUCUUUUAAUUCGCAUUUUUUAAACCGCAUACUUCUACACGUCCCCUUUUGUAACCCGGCGUAAAAAAGUAGAUCUGGCGAAACUUGAUUUUAAAAUUGCGGUACAAAAUUAUGUAGGCUUGCAGUCUACAGCCUACGGCCUACAGCCUUAACAUGAAUAUCUGUCUUUUUUACACUCACAUCGUUUAAUAUUUUAUGGGCUAGCCUAAAUCUAGCAAACCAAUUACAAUAUGAUCAUUGAUAUAUCUAUAGCCGGCCGCAUAACCUUGGCUAAUUCCUCAAACAAUGCCAACUUAUUCAACAACCAUGAUUAUCCAUGAAACGUCCCUACAACCAUGGCUUAAAUGCUGUCACUUAUUUGUAUGUGACGUUAUUUGAUAGACAUCAGUAUGUAGCAUUAAGGUGUUGGUUUCCUUAUAAAUAGGGAAAGCCGCCUAAUGAUUAAUAAACUUUAACAACAGUUUUAAAGUAUCCAUGUUUACAAUUGUUUACAUUGGUAUGAAAAUUGAGAUGAAAUGGGUGCACGAGUUCUUGUGUACUGGAUUAGAAAAGUAUCGGUGAAUAGUCUGAAGUUAUAUGUGUUUUUAAUAAAUUAAAAAAAAAUCCUUUUUGUGUGCCUGAGUAUUCUCUAGUAGUGUCCAAUUGUAUAUGUGCAUAGCAAGCGUUUAUGUUCUCGUGUACCGGAUUGAAAAAAAAACGUUUGUUUUUUUAGUAGUGUCAAAUAAUAUAUGUACAUAAUAGAAUUAUAUUUAUAUUUUGCGUACCGGAUUGAAAUCAGUAUCCUCGCAAUUUUGAUAUUAAGUGCUCAACCGUUGAGUGUAUAACGAGUUUAUAUUGUUUGGUUUUUGUAUACCCGAUUAAAUACGGAUUUUUGAGUAGUGCUUAAUCAUGUGUGCGUAACUAGCUUAUAUUUUGUGAUAUGAACCGUAUUGAAAUGCGUAUCGUUGAGUUAUUUCAUAUCAUAUUUAUGCAUAACGAGCUUUUAUUUGGUACAUUCAGCCGAGUGCCUGUUUACCACCUACGCGCCUGGUUAUUGUUUUUUUUACAUAAUCUAUAUUAAAGUUAUGCCUUCAUUUUUUCUAAAUAUGAUGCUUUCUGAGUUAUAAUAUUAUGGUAGCUUAACAUGUUUACGAAUUACGAACUGUGUAUGCUGUAAUAUAUUUUGGCAGGAAGGAAUUAAUAACACGCAUAUGGUUAAUAACUGAUUACAUCAUAUAUUGCUUUAAAUGAAUUUUGUAACCUAACACAUUGCAAUAGCCUUAUUUGUUGUGUUAUUUCAAUGAUUUUUGGACAUCGGACACCUUAAAGAUGCACUUUUCGUCCCAAAUAAAAUUCACCACAAUUAAUACAAUAGUUUAAAUAUACCAGACAGGAUAGAUAAAUGUCGAAAACAACGGUUAUUAUGAAAGAUUUCGGGUUUAAUUUGAAAGAAAUGUGCAGAAAACACGGUAUUUCUACCUUAUGAGACUACAUUAGAUCACUGUAAAUCGUUUAGCAUUCACAAAUCAUAUAAUAUUUUUGGGUUUUAAGUUAUCAAAUACACGGCUACAAUCUUGUUACCAGUAAUUAAUAUUUUUCAUAAAUGCACUAUUGACUAAGUUGUUAAAGGUUUAUUACUCAAAAUGUAUGUUUGUUAUACAUAUGUAUAAAUUGAUUUUGAAUAAGAGUGUCACUUUAGGCAAAUUUGCUUAAUGUGUUUAUAAGACCUUCUUCGUUUGUAAAUAUAGUAGAUCGAACGAUUUAUAGUAUUUACCAUUUAUAAAGUCCUUCGAACUCAUUUAAAAAAAAAAACGCACACAUUUGUGUACGCUUUUUGAACGAUUUUGUUAAUAAUAUUACUAAUGUAGUGUAUAUGUAAGUGUAUUUAAGGAUUGAUCACAUUUUUAAGUUGUAUGCGUUUAUACAGCACAAACGCAAGAGAGAAAAUGCUAUCAAUACUUAUGUCUACAGUUAAAAAUAAAUUCAUGGCGAUUAAAAUCAGCAGUAUAUUCUGCAAUUUAACAUUUGUUAUUAAUACGAAUAAUCGACAGCAUACAUACAAGAGUAGCUUAUAUUUGUAACUUCGUAUAUUAAUGCUAAAUGACAUCUUUAUGACAAAAGAAAUUGCUUGCCAACUUUUUAAAAUAUCGUCUAUUAUAAAGAAUUGUUAAAUCGUUAUUGUUAUUGCCUAUAUUGUAAUUAAUGUUUGUGUUAAUAUAUGGCUUAUCGUUAACUGGCGAUUCCGGAAAAAGAAAAAUAUAUAAGUUGGCAUCAAAGGUGUGCUAUUUAAAGUCGGGGAUAUUUCAGUCAAUUGUACAUCCAUAAAUCGUUAUUUGUAAUGAUGUAACAAUAUACAAUAAAAUAUUACCAGACUAAUAUUAUUGACAAACUUUGUUCAUGUAAGUGAUGAGGUACCUUUGUUUAUAUGCAUAUAUAUGUUUGACAUGCUAUUCAGUGUUCUCGGUUUGAUAUAAUCACCACGUAUAAUUCUGCAUUUAACAGAUAUUGCUAUAUUACAACACAGGGGAGUAACACGUGAUCGCUAUAGUACAUUGGUCGAACAAGAUGGCGAAUAAUUCGCCCGCUUCAACGUAUAAUUUCGACAUUUACGGAUGGUGAAUAUUAAAGUAGAAUCUUUAGAAAAGGCGCAGAGUACCCGCACACUAAACAGUUUAUUCGCGUGUUUUUUUUGUUUUUCGGAAGAUUGCUCAGUUUAAGCCUGAAACUCGAUACAAAUUUUAUUUCUGUGCGUUCAUUGUCCGUAUAAGUCUGAAUUCCGUGUGUUUCAGCGCAAAAAGCGUGAAAAGGUGAAUUUAACAAAUGUCUACAAAAUAUAUUGAUUAAAUUUGCAAAUGCAUACCUCGUUGUAAUUUUCAAGUGAAAGUUACGUGUUUAACAAAAGUUCUGGACAGUUUUCAAAUCGAGAACAAUGUCCGUACAAAACAGUUAUGAGUACAUUGUCCGAACGAUUGUCGUAAUUUUACGUUGAAGCGGGCAAAAUACUUGCCAUCUUAUUCGGCCAAUGUACUAUAGCAAUCACGUGAUACUCCCCUGUAUUACAAUAUCAUUCACAUGUUUGA
Messenger RNA from Mya arenaria, 4931 nucleotides. RefSeq names its product complement C1q-like protein 2. NCBI's taxonomy places the organism in Eukaryota, Metazoa, Mollusca, Bivalvia, Myida, Myidae. The transcript has 3 exons. Bases 28 to 909 code for a protein of 293 amino acids. Gene Ontology annotation, molecular function: protein binding. The record is from RefSeq and is a predicted model, not a curated record.